GACGGGCUGGAUCUCGACGAGAAGGAGGAGGAUGUCGGUGUCCGGGAGGUCUUGCUGUUGGUGCGCGGCUUCGCCAAGGACAUAUUUCAUCGGAGGUAUUUUCCUCGGGCUGCAAAGAGGUAUCUCGGAAGGCUUAGGAGCACAAUGUUCUUGCCGGAGAAUACUUUUGCAAAUGGUGUUGUUGUUCCUGAAUGUCCAGCAGAGGAUUCUUUUGCAAAAGCUACUGCAGAUGCUACAAUUGUGGUAUCUGAUUCAUCAUGUGAUUCUGAAAAGAAACAAGGCGAAGGUGCAUUCACGGGGAGCGGAGGGAAGAAUGAUCAAGAUGGAAGUGGAGGUUCUUCUAUCAAAGGGAAAGAGGUGGAGAAAGCCCCUCCACCAAAAAACCAUCUUGACCAUGGCUUACUUAUUACUCCCACUAUUCCUAUCAGGCAAGUGAGGCCAGAAGGUGUGAUAAGCCAUGUGAAACCAGGAGUUGAGGUAGAUACUGUCACAAGUGUGCAGAGGCCAACGGAAGAAAACGUUCCUCCUACAACUGGUUUGCUUCCUAUGCAUGAAGGUGAUGGUUCUGAAGGUACCGAACGUUCAUCCACCCCCACCUGCCCCGACAACUCAGCUGAGCAUCCCUGAAAUGAUGAGCGGGGUCAAGCACAUGAUCUCGCACCUGCAAGAUGGAGUCAAGCCCGUCCAGGAGAACCUUCUAGGCGAUUUGCAGAGGCUUCUGGCAAACCUGGACAGGGCACAACCCGGGCCUUCUAGCUCCGCGACUGCUACUUCAUAGCCCCUGUCCACCGUCUGGCUUCGUGGCUCUGGCCUCUCCAUAGUUCUUGUUGGUGUAUGGGAUCUUAUUGUUUUCUUUUCGUGGAGCUUCUUUUUUCCAUUUGAUGAUGAACAAAAUGUAAUUGCAAAGUCAAUGUGAAUGGUAGACAU
Messenger RNA from Triticum aestivum (bread wheat), 927 nucleotides. RefSeq lists its product as uncharacterized. The transcript is spliced from 2 exons. The record is from RefSeq and is a predicted model, not a curated record. Bases 145 to 627 code for a protein of 160 amino acids. NCBI's taxonomy places the organism in Eukaryota, Viridiplantae, Streptophyta, Magnoliopsida, Poales, Poaceae.